AAAGUUCAUCAAUUACUGGGAUAGGAAACUUAUCUUUGACAGUAGCGUUAUUAAGAGCCCUAUAAUCCACACACAUUCUCCACGUGCCAUCUUUCUUCUUAACCAAUAGCACUGGCGAAGAAUAUGGACUGACACUAGGCCUUAUUAUACCAGAGGUAAGCAUGUCUUUUACUUGUUUCUCAAUCUCAGUUUUUUGAAAAUAAGGGUACCUGUAAGGUCUCACAUUUGCAGGUUCAGUCCCUGGUUUCAGAGGGAUGCAAUGGUCAUGAGAUCUAGGAGGAGGUAAGUCCUUUGGCUCUUGAAAUAUAUCUGCAAAGGCAGACAGCAAAACUGCCAAAUCUGGUGGAGUUUCCUCUUCCCUCACAAGACAAUCAGCUUGCAACAAAUAGAGUUGGGCUAUGGCUCCUUGUGGCUGUUUGUGCAGCAACUUCUGCAUUUUUUCUGAGCUUAAAACCUUUAACUCAUCUUUCUUUACCCCAGUUAAGGACCAAGGCCAAUGUGGAUGUUGUUGGGCGUUUUCGGCUGUGGCAGCCAUGGAAGGAAUUAACCAAUUAACAACUGGUAAGUUAAUCUCGCUAUCUGAACAAGAGCUAGUUGAUUGUGAUGUAUCUGGUGAAGACCAAGGUUGCGGGGGUGGUCUUAUGGAUGAGGCCUUUAAAUUCAUCGAACAAAACAAUGGGCUGACUACUGAAACAAACUACCCAUACAAGGGAACUGAUGACACUUGCAACAAAAACAAAGCAGCAAACCAUGCAGCUAAGAUAACUGGGUAUGAAGAUGUGCCUGCCAACAGUGAGAGUGCACUACUUAAGGCUGUUGCUAAUCAACCUAUCUCUGUUGCCAUUGAUGCGAGUGGAUCUGACUUCCAAUUCUAUUCAAGUGGAGUCUUUACAGGAACCUGUGGCACUCAACUAGACCAUGGUGUCACUGCUAUUGGUUAUGGGACUGCUACUGAUGGGACUAAAUACUGGCUUGUUAAAAACUCAUGGGGCACAGCAUGGGGUGAACAAGGAUACAUACGGAUGCAAAGAGACAUCAAUGCUCAGGAAGGUCUAUGUGGCAUUGCAAUGAUGGCUUCAUACCCAACUGCAUAAGAUUAAAAAAUGAAGAAGUUCCUACGUAGAAUAAUGCGUAUUGCUUGUUAAUUCUACUAUUUCUCAGUUGUUGGUUGUUUAUAGCCAUUGCAAAAUUGUGUACUUCCUAUAUUACAUCAAUGUAAAAUUAAUCAAAGUCUCAAUUAUUAUGGGCAAUAUGUUAAUUUCUUUCCUUGAA
Molecule: messenger RNA, 1272 nt
Organism: Camellia sinensis
Lineage: Eukaryota; Viridiplantae; Streptophyta; Magnoliopsida; Ericales; Theaceae
Source: RefSeq, a predicted model, not a curated record